Molecule: messenger RNA, 768 nt
Organism: Hyla sarda
Lineage: Eukaryota; Metazoa; Chordata; Amphibia; Anura; Hylidae
Product: olfactory receptor 5V1-like
Exons: 1
Coding region: 1-768 (255 amino acids)
Biological process (GO): G protein-coupled receptor signaling pathway
Cellular component (GO): membrane
Molecular function (GO): olfactory receptor activity; G protein-coupled receptor activity
Source: RefSeq, a predicted model, not a curated record
AUGUACUACUUUCUUGUGAAUUUAUCCUUUAUAGACUUGUGUUAUUCCUCAGCGGCGAUACCAAAGCUGCUCAUAGACCUCUUAUCCACACAUAGGACCAUAUCAGUCAUUGGAUGCCUCAUACAGUUAAAAGUAUUAUUACUGAUAGGGGGUUCUGAAUGCCAACUUCUUGCGGUUAUGGCCUAUGACCGAUACAUCGCCAUCUGCCAUCCCUUACACUACCACGUUCUCAUGCGGUGGAGCGUGUGCUGCUAUCUAGCCACCUUUGUCUGGAUGUUUAGCUUUAUAAAUAUAAUCAUUCCAUCCCUUGCAAUGCCCAUAAGAGUGUGUUAUCCCAACAAGAUCAACCACUUCAUGUGUGAGGUCCUAUCGGUGCUGAGGUUGUCAUGUGAAGAUACCUCCAUUCAAGAACUUGUAAUAUUUAGUGUUGGUUUCUUUGCUGUUCUACUACCGUUUUUGCUUAUUAUGGUGUCAUACAUCUGUAUUAUCUCUACAAUAUUGAAGAUUCAGGCUGGUAGAAGGUCUAAGGCUUUUUCCACAUGUACAUCACAUAUAACUGUGGUUACCACAUACUUUGGAACAGCCAUGGUCACGUAUCUGACCCCACAAUCAACGGAAUCAUCAAACCAAGACAAAUAUGUUUCUAUUUUCUAUGUUAUUAUAUCUCCAAUGUUAAAUCCUCUUAUCUACAGUCUGAACAAUAGAGAAGUCAAAAAGCUUUUGCUAAACUUAUUUAAUGUUGUAUUUUAUAGAAACCUAAGAACAUGA